Heteronotia binoei (common prickly gecko) is the source of this 3600-nucleotide messenger RNA. It is a transcript of the gene PCDH8, whose product is annotated as protocadherin 8. Gene Ontology annotation, cellular component: plasma membrane. The record is from RefSeq and is a predicted model, not a curated record. Gene Ontology annotation, biological process: homophilic cell-cell adhesion. Gene Ontology annotation, molecular function: calcium ion binding. NCBI's taxonomy places the organism in Eukaryota, Metazoa, Chordata, Lepidosauria, Squamata, Gekkonidae.
AUGGAGAGCUGGGGGGGGGGCGGCCUCCUGGUGGGCAGCCGGAGGGCCGCGAAGGCCGCCUGCGGGUCUCUGCCUGCCGUUUCCAGACUCUGCGGGAUUCUGGCGACCAACCGCUGGGGGUUCCCGUCGGAGCCGGCGCCGAGGAAGCCGGGGGAGGCUGCGACAGGGAGAUGCUCCGGCCGUCCGUCGGGCCGUCGGUGGGUGGGUGGGUGUGCGGGAGGGCAGCGCCCGCGCGCUCCAGACAGCCUCCUGUCUGGGCGGGGCGGGCGGCUGCAAAGAGGCGCUGCCAUUGGCUGCCGGGCCGGGCGGAUUUGCAUAGCGGCAGCUAUUAAAGCUUCUCCGGAGGCGCCGCGCCGGCUUCGCGGCUGCAGCGAGGCGAGCGGCGACGGGGCGGGAGCUGCCGCCAGCCGCCCUCGCAGAGGCUCGAGCGCCCGGCCAGGCGGCCCAGGGGAAGCGACGAUGACCCGCCCGGCCUCUUCCUCCUGCUGCUGCUGCCGCCGCCGCUGGGCCGGGGCGGGCCGGGCGCUGCUGGGGCUGCUGCUGUGCUUGGCCGGGCUGCGGCGCGCCGCGGCGGGGAAGACCCUGCGCUACGGCACCUUGGAGGAGGACCCGCCGGGCACGGUGAUCGGCACGCUGGCCGAGGAGCUGCCGGCGGCGCCGGGCGGGGAGGCGCGCAGCUUCCGCCUGCUGCAGCGCUCGGGCAACGGCUCGUGGGCGCGGGUGGAGGUGCGCGAGCGGGACGGGCAGCUGAGCGUGGGCGCCGAGCGGCUGGACCGGGAGGCGCUGUGCGCGCCGUCGGAGGCGCCGUGCGUGCUGGCCUUCGACGUGGUGAGCCUGGGCGGGCGGCGGGGCGCGGCGCAACACUUCGGCCUGGUGCACGUGGAGCUGGAGGUGCGGGACAUCAACGACCACGCGCCGCGCUUCCCGCAGGCCGAGGUGGCGCUGGAGGUGUCGGAGAGCGCGGCGCCGGGCACCCGCCUGCCGCUGCCCCUGCCCCACGAUCCCGACGCCGGGGCCAACGGCGUGCAGAGCUUCGCCCUGGCGCCGCCGCACGGCCCCUUCGGCCUGGAGACGCAGAGCCGAGCCGACGGACGCCGCUGCGCCGAGCUGGUGUUGCUGAGCCCGCUGGACCGCGAGGCGCAGGCCGCCUACAGCCUGGAGCUGCUGGCCAAAGACGGCGGCAGCCCGGCGCGCUCGGGCACGGCCACUCUCCGCGUGCGGGUGCUGGACGCCAACGACCACGCGCCCGCCUUCCCGCGCGGCGCGCUACUGACCGUCGAGCUGCCAGAGGACGCGCCGCCGGGCGCGCCCCUCCUCGACCUGGACGCCGCCGACCCGGACGAGGGCGCCAACGGGCAGCUGCUCUACUCGUGGGGCAGCCAGGUGCCGGCCGAGGCGCGCGCCCGCUUCGCCCUGGACGCGCGCUCGGGCCGCCUCAGCCUGCGCGCCCCCGUCGACUACGAACUCCAGCGCGCCUACGAGCUCGACGUGCAGGCCAGCGACCGCGGCGCCACCCCGCUGGCCGCCAGCUGCAAGGUGCUGGUGCGCCUCCUGGACGUCAACGACAACGCGCCCGCCCUGGCCGUCAGCGCCCUCUCGCCGCCCCCCGAGGAGGAGCCCCGCCAGCGGCCCCCCGACGCCGGCCUGCUUGCCUACGUGAGCGAGGCGGCGCCCCCCGAGAGCCUGGUGGCGCUGGUCAGCGCCUCGGACGCCGACGCCGGGGCCAACGGGCAGGUGCGCGUCGCCCUCCUGCCCGCCCCGCAGCUGCCCUUCGCCCUGCAGCGCGCCUACGAGGCCAGCUACGCCCUGCUCACCGCCGGGCCCCUGGACCGCGAGCGCGUGCCCGAGUACAACCUGACGCUGGUGGCCGAGGACCUGGGCUCGCCCCCCGCCAAGACCGUGCGCCACCUCACCGUGCGCCUGACCGACGAGAACGACAACCCGCCCCGCUUCGCCCGGCCCCGCGCCGAGGUGGCGCUGCCCGAGAACAACCCGCCCGGCGCCUACCUGGCCGCCCUCCGCGCCUCCGACCCGGACCUGGGGCCCAACGGCCAGGUCACCUACCGCCUCCUCGACAGCCAGGUCCUGGACGCCUCCAUCGCCACCUACGUCUCCGUGGACCCGGCCACGGGCGCCCUCUACGCCGUGCGCGCCUUCAACUACGAGCUCCUGCGGCAGCUGGAGGUGAGCGUGCAGGCCACCGACGGCGGCUCCCCGCCCCUCUCCAGCACCGCCGUGCUCCAGGUGCGCGUCGUCGACCAGAACGACAACGCGCCCGUCAUCACCCACCCGCCGCUGCGCAACGGCACCCUGGAGAUCGGCGUGUCCAGCAAGGCCGCCCGCGACUCCCUGGUGACGCACGUCCAAGCCCGGGACGCCGACGCCGGCAGCAACGCCGAGCUCAGCUUCGCCCUGCUCGCCCAGCCGCAGCCGCAGCCGCCUCCCGGGGCGCUCGACCUCUUCGCCAUCAGCCAGAGCACCGGCGAGAUCUCCUUGGCCCGCAGCCUCUCGGAAGAGCAGCUGGGCCACGUCUAUCGGGCGCUCCUGGCCGUGACCGACAGCGGCCGCCCCCCGCUCUCCACCACCGCCACCGUCAGCUUCGUGGUCACGGCCGACGCGCCGCCCCCCAGCAGCCGGGACGCCGCCGCCGCCGCCUCCAAGCCCGGCUCGUGGGAAGGGCCGGCGGUGCAGUGGGACGUCCCCUUGAUCGUUAUCAUCGUGCUGGCCGGGAGCUGCGCCUUGCUGCUGGGCGCCAUCGUCACCAUCGCCACCACCUGCGACAAGCGCCGCAAGGGGAAGGAGGGGCCGGCCCCGGAGGAGGCCCUGCACGACUCCCCCCGCGAGAAGGGCAGGCAAGCGGGCCCCGCCAGCCCCGCCCCCAGCGCCUUCCAAGGGCGCUCCUUCCCCAGCCCCGAGCGCUCGCCGGCCGGCGCAGAGGUCCCCGCUUCCCAGAACAGCCGAGAGAGCACCACCAGUCUAUACGACGGUCAGAGCGCGCCCCGGGAGCCCAGCGCAGAGUCCUAUGCCUCCACGCCCAGCUACAGCAAGGAGCCGGGCCCCCCAGCGGCCAUGUGGAAGGGCCAUUCCUUCAACACCAUCUCGGGCCGGGAGGCAGAGAAGUUCAGCGGCAAAGACAGCGGGAAGGGCGACAGUGACUUCAACGACAGCGACUCCGACAUCAGCGGGGAUGCCUUGAAGAAGGAUCUCAUUGCUCACAUGCAGAACGGGCUGUGGGCGUGCACUGCAGAAUGCAAGAUCCUGGGCCAUUCAGACCGGUGCUGGAGCCCCUCCUGCGGGCGCCCCAAUCCUCACGCCUCCCCCCACCCCAAGGCCCAGCUCUCCACCUUCUGCAAAAGCACCUCGCUCCCCAGGGACUCACUGCACCGGGACCACUUCUACCAGGCACAGCUGCCCAAGACGGUGGGGCUGCAGAGCGUCUACGAGAAGGUCCUGCAUAGGGAUUUUGAGAGGACACUCACGCUGCGAUCCCCUCCUCACCCAGGGCGGCUGCCAGACCUCCAGGAGAUCUCAGUGCCCUUAUUCCAGGACUCUCCUGUGCACUACUUAGGGCCUUCCUCGGAUGCUACUCAGAAAGUUUAA